Molecule: messenger RNA, 648 nt
Organism: Linum trigynum
Lineage: Eukaryota; Viridiplantae; Streptophyta; Magnoliopsida; Malpighiales; Linaceae
Source: the annotation of a GenBank genome assembly
AUGGAAACGCUCUGUACGAAUUCGUCCGUCCUCCUGGCCUCAGCAUCGAGUUCGGUUCCGCUGGGGCGGCCGCCGAACAAUAAUCUGAUCGCUUCUUCGUUUGGCCUCCCUUCGGGCAAUCCUGCUUCUCCAGCCACGGGGGUCACGAUAGAGAUGCAGGUCGACAUUGAGCCCGCAAACGUGACAAGCCCCGAUUUGGGGAGUGUGACGCUUGCAAAGAGGAAUGGCCAAGAGAUUACGUUGGACAACGAGGGUGGCCAAGGGGUCACUCCCAGCGAGGAUCGUCUCGCUUUACCGGUGGCAUCCUAUGCUACUGCUCUAACCGGGAAGGGGCCUCAAACGAGUUCUGCCGCAACGCAAUGGGUUCCAGUUGGGGAGCAUGAUAUCAUUUCGGGAUCUUUCAACGGGGAGCCAAAGUUGAGGAUCUCAGAAGGCUUCAAAGUGAAACUCAGUGGACCUUGGCAGCGGACACUGGUGGUUAGACUUCUUGGCAAAUCUAUUGGCUAUAAGACUCUCUGUAAUCGGUUGAAGGCACUCUGGCGGCCUUCUGGACAUAUGGAGGUGUUUGCGAUGGAUAGAGAUUAUUUUUUGGUUAAGCUGAGUAACGAUCAGGAUUACUUCAAAGGCCUCUCCGACGGCCAUGGGUGA